CGCGCGUGCCAUCUUGACAAGGGUGAAGGGAGGAGGAAAGCAUCCCUUAUUUCAUGGUUUUUCUCCCUUUUUUCACCCUUUUUCACCCUCCGCGGGGAACGCUCUAGGGAAGCAAGGCCGCAAUGGCAGCCCUGGAAAAGCUCGUCCGGGCCUUUGAGGCAGUGAAGCUGUCUCAGGGGAGCCCAGCCGGUGGUGGGGGCUUGGUACCCGGUGGGGGCAGCCAGGGACUCGACCAGCGACCCCAGGAGCACACCAGCACCAUGGCGUCCUUGGCGUCUUCCCUCUCACAACAGAGUCAGGGGCUCCUCAGUAAAAAAGACCAGGUAUUGAGUACAAAGGAAAAAGCUGCCACCUGUACUGUCAUAGCUGAUGCUCUCGUAGGGGCCAAAAGCACAGAUAUUCAGAAGCUGUUGUCAGUGGGCAUCGAGACUCUCCUGCUUCUCACAGCUGACACAGACCCUGAUGUGCGGACAAAUGCAAACGAGUCUCUCAACAGAGUCAUCAGAAGCCUCUCAGAGACACAGCUUGGUAAGAUCCAGGUUGAGCUAUACAAGGAAAUAAAAAAGAAUGGAUCUGUAAAAAGUCUAAGGGCAGCACUGACAAGAUUUGCCGCUCUGUGUCAUCAUAUCAGACCUCAGAAAGGCAGAGCUUAUGUUCAAAACCUGUUGCCAUACAUCACAAGAAUGGCCCGCAGAACAGAAGAGCCCCUGCUGGAGACACUAGCUAGCUCACUUGAGAAAAUCAUGCCGGUCUUAGGACACUUCACAAACGACAAUGAGAUCAAGAAUCUUCUUAAGGCAUUCUUGCACAACCUCAGCAGCACCUCGUCGGCCAUUCGUCGCUCGGCAGUGACCUCUCUCAUUGUGCUUUGCUGCCACUCGCGGAAGCCACCCAUGUUCUUCGGUUGGCUGUUGAGUACAAUCCUUCAAAUCUUGGUACCUGUUCAAGAUGACAUCCCAACGAGCCAGGUUCUUGGAUGCCUUCUCUGCAUGCGAUCACUCAUGCCUCAUAUUUGGGAACAGUGUUCUCCCUCGCUUCCCUCAGAAGGGCAACAGGCGCAGCACUCCACUCAGCUGCAGUCUUCUGAUUAUGCAAUUUCAUAUGACCAAACACUUCAGGUGUAUGAGCUUUGUUUGCAUUAUAGUUCCCACUCAGACCAUAAUAUCAUCACAGCAAGUCUUGAGGCUCUCCAGACUUUGUUGCAGAACCCUCCUCUUGCUCUCCUAAUGACUCUGACAGCACCAGAAGGCAUCACAAGAUCGAGGAUCUUUGCUGACCCGAGAGCCAGUCAGCUAUCUUCAAGAGCACCAAGUCAGGUUAGUGUUGCUCCUUCGUUAUAUGAAGAAGACAGUCUCCUGUUAGAUCUGGAGGGAGGAAGUGGAAAGGUCAGCAUAGACAUUGACACACCAGAUGGUAAGAUAGACCUGGAGGAGGGACUCAAAGAGGAAGAUGAUAAAGGUGGAGGAGGAGGGGGAGGAGGAGGAGGCGGAGGAGGAGAGGGAAGGCAAGAGUCAUUGACAGAUGUUGACGCUGAUGAGAAUGACAGCAGCCUCUACUCCAGUAUCGAGAUUGGCAAAGUGUCAGGAGAUGCUUCUUUGCUAUUUGGAAGAGGAGAGAUGGACCUGAAUGGGGAAAAACGCAAUGGAGAUCGUGAGAAAAGGAAACACAUUCAGCACAUAUCAUCGCAUUCACAUAACAAAUCCCUUGAUGACAAAGCUAUGGGUACUGAUAAAGCAGCAGGUGCCAUUGGAUCGUUUCUAGAUGAGAGUCUCCCCAUUAGAUACCUUGUGCGAUACCUCUCCUCCUCAUUCCUCCUCUCGGGUCAUGUUGGGUCGCUAAUACCCGAUCAGAUGGUCAGGGUGAGCAUCAAAGUACUGGCCCUCAACUGUGUAGGAUUAGCCGUCACAGUUAUGCCUUCCCUCAUGGCUGAGCCUCUCUUUACCACAAGUGGAGGGGAAACUGAACUAGAACAACAUAUCGAUGAUAUCCUGAGGUUUCACAGACACUCGGAUCCUCAGCUGGGAGCAAGUGUUGGCACAGUUGUUGGCCAGUACGUCCGAGCCAGCCUCAUCCAUGGGUGUGGACAGUAUAAUGAUCUUGGGAGACCUGGCUUGGCCUUGCCCUCAUUGCUGGAGAUAUUGUGCAAGUUACUAGGUAGUGAAUCUAGUGUGACAUCACGAGGAGCCGUCAGUGGCCUAGGAUUGUGCCUCGGAGAACUUUUGCACUCUUGGCAUGCUGGGGUAGUUCUUGCCGUCCUCCCACACCUUGUCAAUACUGGCUCAAAUUUAUAUUGGUUGGUCAAGGUUGAAUUGUGUGACCUGCUGGCAGGACUUCCAUUAAGCUACAUAGAUCAUGUUGAAAGCAGCAGUACAUACACAAGUGCAGGUGGUGCUGUUUCAAUGAUGUCUUCAUUGAGGCAGUCAGACAGGUUCUCUCAUCGUGUUUUGACGGCAGUUUUGAUUCCCUUGCUGGCAGAUCAGGACCCUAGAGUUCGCACAGCUGCAGGAACUGCAUGCAUGAAAUUGGUUCCAGAAUUAAUGAGCAGUGGUAAUCUCAUCCAGAAAGUGGCAUCCAAUCUAGUACGUCCGGGACGCCUCAAAGGAAAGAUGGAUGACUCGCAGUCUCUCCAUCAUCUGUCUUACAGAGGUCUGCCUUGCCUCCCUGUUCCACCCAUGCAUAGACUCUUCCCAGAGAGUAGACCACAUAUAACUGACAGUGCCAGAUGUCAUCAGUCUUUUGGAAUCUCCUUAGACUUGAAAAAUGUGGGAGUUUCACAGAGCCUUUCUCGCCUCAUUUAUGCCUUAACAACUCAUCUAAUGAACAUGAACAACAAGUUCCUUAUGCUUGGAUGUUUAGAAUCAUUGUCGUUGCUGAGUGAACACUAUCCUCCAGUUUUGUAUCCUGCUGCAUGGGGUUGCCACAUUCCUCAAAUGCAAACAAGUGACAGCAAUAUACACAUUGGCCUAAUCACACUGGUGCUCUCUCUGGCUGGUGAGGCACCACUGGCUGGAGACCUCAGUGUUCAACAGAACAUUCUGACUCUUGCCUCGAACAUCCUCACUGGAAUUGCUGUUGAGUCGUUGAGACAUGGAAGAGAUGACGUAUCAACGUCUAAAGUGCCAUGGUCUCUAUUAGGAUCCCAACAGAUGUCAACAGUGGUGGAGGCAGUUGUCCAGCACAUCUUGCGUGUACUGUGUGUCUAUACCCAUGUCUUGGAAGAGAUCACACCUGGAUCUCGACCUCAGCUGGCCCCUCUGAAUCCACAGGCUGCUAUAUCUCCAAUAAAGAGAAGAACAAGAGCAGAAACCACAGGUGAUAAAAAUCGUACACACUCUCCAAGCAAAGGAGACAAAGGGGACAAUGAGGAAAAGGAAAGAAAGUCAUCAAAGCCAGGAGCUAUUGGGUCAUUUUUCCACCUCCCAGAGUACAUUAAAAUGUAUGAUGUGCUAAAAAAUGCAUAUGCUAAUUAUAAGAUCUCAUUAGAAGAAAACACAAUGGAGAAGCUGUGCGGAUUGUUACGUGUCACCUUAACAAGCCUAGGAAGGAUACUGGAAGUUGCCUCCAUGCUAGAGUUUGGGAGGCUUGCUGAAGAAAUCCUGCAGUAUUUGAAGGUGGUGACAUCUCUCCUUCCCACACUAACUGUGCAGUGUGGUCAGCAGCUGUUAAAGUGCUUGUUUGGUUCAAAUGUGAUGGCACUCUUUGAGCACUUGGGCAGGAAGGGAUCUGAUCAUCACUCAAGAGUGCCAGCAGAUUCUAUUGGUACUGGUGGUGAAAGUCUCAAUGAAGGACCGGAAAUUGUUAGUCUACAUCAGCGUUGCUUCACCCAGCCUUUGUCCCAGUUAGAGGAUGACUUGACUGCCAUGUCUGAAGCGCGGCAGGACAGUGAACCUAUUAGUUUCACUCUUAAUCAAAGAAAGGGAAGUUCUAGUCUCUUCAAGACCUUAGGAAGAGGAAAUGACAAGUCAUCUUUGAGUUCCUACAUAAGGCUUUUUGAGCCACUAGUCAUCAAAGCAUUAAAGCUCUAUACAGUGUCAAGUGAUGUUAUUAUGCAACGGUCAGUGCUCCAGCUCCUAAUCCACUUGGUGCAGAUUCGGGUCAAUUAUUGUUUGCUGGACUCUGAUCAGAUAUUUAUAGGAUAUGUCAUCAAGCAGUUUGAGUACAUUGAGGAAGGACAAAUUAAGUCAGCAGAAGAGUUGAUUCCUUCCAUGUUCCGUUUUCUGGUGCUUUUGUCCUAUGAACGACAUCACAGCAAGAGCAUCAUUGGGGUUCCCAAAAUUAUGCAGUUAUGUGACGGUCUUAUGGCAAGUGGACAGCCGCCCCUCUCACACUGUAUACUGGCCUUACAGCCGCUGGUGGAAGACUUGUUUCUGGUCCGGAGCACAACGAGCACGACUGACCAGCGGGAGCUAGACACUCAGAGGGAGGUCUUGUGCUCUAUGUUGCUCCGAUUGGCUCAUUAUCACCAGGUAUUGCGCCUGAUUUCGCUGGUGCUUGGAGCGACCAUGGAGAGUAACAGGGAACGCUGGAGGAAACUGUCACGGCAAGUGAUUGACACUCUUCUUCCACUCCUCUCCAAGCUACAAGUUAAUCUGGAUUCAGAGGAUUCUCUAGCUGCUGUGGAAGAAGUUAUGAAUGGUGUCUGUCCCAGUGUUUACCGGCCAGUCGACUGUGUACUCAAGGCUCUCUUCACUUCGCCUUGUGAAUUGGAGAGCACAGUGGGUGUGGAACGCUGGGUGGGUAGUGUUCUGUUGCUGCUGCGGAGCCUUAUCACCCAUUCAACACCAGAGCUUGUCCUUGCACGCCUCGAGGAACUAGGGCUGAGUAUGGACUAUGUGCACAGCGAUGUAACAUCUGACACCUCCCCAGGACCUACACCAGGUGGAUCAGAGGCUCUCUCGCCACAGGUCGGAGACCAUGCCUCAGGCUUUAGAGAUCCUCUGAAUGUGACACAGCCUGAGACUCUUCCUCAAGUGGCAAUGGCCAGAUUUCUGCUUGAAGUAGUGCGAGUCAGUGUAAGUGAGAUCAGGAGUGUGCGGCUGUCCCUGUUGAACAGUGGGCCUCCCCCUGAUGGAAAAGGUGGCCAACACACUCCCUGCUUAUUGGUACAUUUGUCUCAUCAUCUGCUUCUUACCCUCCUGCAUCUCACUAUUUCUGGUCAAUGGAGAGAUGUCAUCACCUCUCUGAAGGAUAUAUGCGGUCGAGAGUCAGAGCUUAUGGAUGAAAUAAGUGAAGCUUUGCUCUCUGUGUCUGGCUGGUAUCCUCCUCUCACACUCUUGUGGUGCAAACUGAUGACCUGUUUAGACCUGACUUCACAAAACCUCUGGACACGUGUCUUAAGGACUUGCCAGCGGAAAUCAGUUACCAGUAUCAGCAGCCCAGUGGUGAGUGAGGCUAGUGGACCCUCCAGCUGCCUUCCUCUGGAGUUCUUGAGAAGAUGUGGAUUGCUUGUCUUCUCUGAGUUUGUUGUUCGACACAUGCAGGAAGGAGAGUGGCUGACAUGGUUGGUCGUACAGCACAUAAGUGAUGUUGUUAUCCUUCAUAAGGAGCCACCAAUUUCUACACUUAUUCAGUCUAUACACUCGUCACCUGCGGCCUCAGCUCUCCUCAUUCAAGCCAUCCAUGCUCGUUGUGACCAUGUGCAGAAGGCAGAAUAUGGGGGCCACAUUAUAUCAUUGGUGUCUGGAGUGCACAUAUCACAGUCUGGUGCCCUUAUAACCUUUCUGGUGGAGCGGCUCCUUGCUUCACCCUUCUUGGCUGUCACUCGUGCUGCUUGUUCCCUGGCAACCCAGCGCCUUCACCUUCUUCUAGCCAUGCCUCCAGGCCAAGUCCUUGUUCAGCUGCCUCUAGAGGACCUAACAAAAAUUCUAAAUUAUAUGAAGGAAAACAAACUGAACAAGAGAUAUGGGCAGAUGCAUGGCUUGUUGCAGAGGUUGUUAGGACAGGUACAUGGCAUUGCCAGUUCUCCAUGCACUGAAGCAACUCCUAUCAGCCCACCACUCCAAGGUCCUGCCAACACUCGACUAGAUCUCAACUGGUACCUUCAACUUGUUAGAAACAGGUGCACCCAGGGGGAAGGAGGAGGCCUAGAAUGCGGGCAGUUGCUAAGUCAACUGGAGUACAGUGAGAUCAUCAACAUCAUGUCUGGGAAGUCCUUCAACACGGGACUCCUGACUCACACUCUUAGGCUUGGACUCACCACCACUGUACAGGCAAACAGGGACUGGGGUGAGUGCAAUAGCUCAGUGGAGACAGGAGACAGUGAGGAGUGCAGCAGCGGCAGUGGCACUGGAGAAGCACCACUCUACACAGCUAGCAAAGUGAUCCUCCUGCAGCACCUAGCACAGGUGGCAGGUUCUUUGCCAAGGCCACAUCACACCUUCACCCCAGGUGGAGGUAACAAGUACAGUGAAAGAGUGUGCAAGCUCCUGUCUGGUGAUGAUGGUAUUGGCAGUGUGGUGGAUACUUUGGCGCCGGCGCUGAUCGAAUACCUCACUGCCAUGACCCGCCUUCCAUGGGGUGCAGAAAUCCCACCAGAUAGUUCUGAACACAUCCUUCGGUUUGCUCUCCUGGCCAUGGAGUAUUUGCAUUGGCAAGUGUGGUUAGGAAGUGUUAGCAUAGAAGUAGCAAGUCUGUGCCUAUCAUGUGUGGACACAGUUCUACGCACUGGGUCUUUGGCAAACCUGAUGGGCCUCUCGGAGAGAAUAUCAUAUGUGUGCUCUAUGGUGGCAGCUCUCCAUGCAGCAGCCUCACAUCUCAUCAAGCCUAGAGCUUUACCGAGCUUGCCAAGUGCUCUCAGCCAUUGUUUGAAUGAUGGAGAGAGCAGUCCCUUGGUGGCUUGUCGUAGGCUGAUGCAGCUGAUCUCCUGGUUGGAAGCUGGCAGUGCACGAGAUUUACCAGCCUGUAUAGCACAGCCAAUUAAAGGCAUCAUAAUGGGUGUUGGCCGGAUGCCAGUAGUGAAUAGUGUUGUGAGAAUACCUCCCGAUGUGUGGACCCUUGGUUGGUCUCCACAGUUCUCAGGAGAAAAUGGCACAACCUUACCACCAGUCCACAAUGAUCUCUUACAGGAGACAGAUGUUUUGAAGCAAUUUGUGUUCAGACUGGAAUUGUUUGGCUGGAUUGGGCGACAUCAAUUUGAAGAGACGUGGAUGGCCCUGUUAUGUGUCCUGAACUCUACUCCCAGUGAAAACACUCCAGCUGAAGAACUCCCCUUCAUUAACUUGAGUUUAUCACUGGCUGUGAGAGGGAUUACUGCCCUGCUGGUACAGACUUUGCUGCUUCCACUUCCGGGCAAUCCCCAUAGUGGACACCUGUUGAAUAUCCCACGAGAUAAGCCACCCCCUUACCUAACCUCUAAGUCUGGAAGGAAGCUCCAAGAGAUCAUGUUCCGGCUCCAUGAGAGGUUAAGAGAAGUUCAUCAUCUGAUCAAGGGAGGGCCGAGGCAGACACCUAGUUACCAGCUGAGUCAGGUGUCAGUUGAGUACCUGGUCACUGCUCUCAAUAGCCAUGCUGAGCCGCCAGACUCUCCUGAAACUGUCCUUCAGACAGGUUGUUAUGAAUUUGAAGUCCGGGAACGGCAGCUAGCAAGCUGUGGUUUAGAUGUACAGUCUUGUCUCCACACCCUGCAUUACUUGUACUCUUUAUGGCUUCGACCACAAAGUGGUUUGUGCGCAUCAGUGGUAGCUGAAGUAGUAAAGUCAGUGAGCUGCCUGUGUGAUUUGUUCUGUUCAGCUGAUCAUCACCGCUGGGUCUUGGAGGCCUUGCUUCCCCUGCAUACCCUGCACCCCAUAGAAGAUCACAUCACACAGCAAUACAUUAUUCUUUCCACCUGUAAGGCCUUAGCCACUCUAAGAUUAGCCAAGCAGGAGGUGAGUUCAUCGUUAAGCGAAGGUGUGGUGCACAUUGUGGAGAGUGGACUGAAGAGUGGUCAGGUGUCUGUACGAACAUGUGCUGUUCAGGGCCUCCUCUACCUACUACAGGGUCCACCUGAGGAAAGCCCUCCUUUAGUGAUACUUGCAGCAAAUUACAUUCUCAAGUACAAUGAUGGUGAACAUUUCAUUAAUAUCUUUGAUGCUGAGUAUAUUCCAAAGGGUGAACUUAAAUAUUUACACAUGGGAAGAAUAGGAAAUAUGGCAUUGAAGAAUGUACAUGAGAGUCGUGUGGUUCAAAUGUCGGCCAUCGUUAGUCAGUCAUUGGUCGACGUUCCCGUGUUCGCCACUGUACAGGUUUUACAGGUUCUUGACAGGACGUGCGCCCGUGAGCAUAAGCUAAAGAUUCACCUGGCAUGUGUGGCCUAUCGUUCGGCACUAACAUAG
Penaeus indicus is the source of this 8312-nucleotide messenger RNA. It is a transcript of the gene htt, whose product is annotated as huntingtin-like. Gene Ontology annotation, cellular component: nucleus; cytoplasm. The transcript has 51 exons. The record is from RefSeq and is a predicted model, not a curated record. Lineage: Eukaryota; Metazoa; Arthropoda; Malacostraca; Decapoda; Penaeidae. The coding region runs from base 123 to 8312 and encodes 2729 amino acids.